Messenger RNA from Chanos chanos (milkfish), 1803 nucleotides. It is a transcript of the gene scg2b, whose product is annotated as secretogranin II b. The record is from RefSeq and is a predicted model, not a curated record. The transcript has a single exon. The coding region runs from base 1 to 1803 and encodes 600 amino acids. Lineage: Eukaryota; Metazoa; Chordata; Actinopteri; Gonorynchiformes; Chanidae. Gene Ontology annotation, cellular component: secretory granule.
AUGAUGCUGUCACUACCUAAACUCUGUUCGGGGGGAGUAGCCAUGCUUCUUGCUACUCUCCUGAACACGCUUGCGGUGCAGGGCGCGUCCAUUCGUCACCACAGGCUCAGAGGCGGCGACCAGAGCGCCUAUCUCGCGCCCAGCUCGGAUAUGAUCAAAGCCCUCGAGUACAUCGAGAGCCUGAAGCAGAGGACGGACGGACUCGAGAGCCCUACCGCCGACUACGACGAAGUAGACAAAUUCCGCCUUCUGGUGCAACUCGCAUCGCUCCAGGACGAGGAUGCACCGCAGGCGGCGCGCGGCGAGGACGAUAGCCGUUGGCCUGACAACAAGGCUCCACAGUGGGUAAAAGCGCUUCUCAGAACGCUCGAGCAAACUGGGGAAAGCGCUGACACCGCACCGGAACCAAGCAACGAGCGCCGUACUCACAAGAGCAGGCACCCAUCGUCUGAUGUCGAGAGCCCUGUCGGAGACUACGGAGGUGUCGUGAAGCCGCACAAAAAGUAUCCACUGAUGUUCGAAGACGAGGAAAACGCCAGAGACAGCACUUACAAGAGAGCGACGGAAGAUUUGGACGAGCAGUACACGCCGCAGAGCCUCGCCAAUAUGCGCUCCAUUUUCGAAGAACUCACCAAACUCUCCACUUCACCAAAUCAGAAGCGCGACAACGAGCAGGAAGACGGUGAUGAAGAUGAUGAUGAUGAUGACCUCUACAGGGUCAGAAACUUGGCCUACGAGGACGUGGCGGGUGGUGAAGACUGGAUUCCGCUGGAAGAGCAGGUGGAGACCGAGGAAGUGGUGAAAGGUAGUCACGAAGAGUUUGAUCGCGGACUGGGAGACAACGAUCAGGACGGUCCAAUCAUUGAACGACGAGCUAGCCCCAUGUUUGAGGACAAAGAGGAGCCCGAGGACGACACGAAACUUGUGGAUUACUAUCUGCUGAAGGUUUUGGAGAUGAGCGACCAAGCCCAGAAGAGGGACAGAAUGGACGGACAAACUGGCAGAAGGAGGCUACCUCGACCUUCUUUAAUCGACCCAAGGACCAUCAAUCAAUUGCUAUCCAAACUGGCAAUGAAGCUCCAGAUACCACAGGAGGACCUGGUGGGAAUGUUGAUCAUGGAGGAGACCAGAAAACUGCAGCGACCCGUGGCGGCAGAGGCGCAGCGGGAGAGAAAGCCUACCCAAGCCUUACCUCGCUACAAGACGAGAGUCAUCAAAUACUAUAACCGACGUCUGCCCGAAGUCACAGUCAACGAUAUUCCAGCAGACGUCAAGACCGAAGACAUCCUAAACAUCUUGGGACUGGACAGUCUGGGAAGCAAGAAUUCCAAAUAUUUCACCAAACAACGACCAUAUAAAACAUCCGUGUCAAGGUAUUUCACACCGAGUGGAAGACGGGGCAGUUUGCUCAUGUCGGAGUUAAACAAAUCCCCUAGUAAAAGAGCAGAUGAUUACGAUGACACGGUAGACGAGGACGAAGUGGCGACUUUUCUGGCCGCUAAGCUUUUAACAGAGUACCCCGAUACUAGCAGCUCUGCGGAUCGUAAACGCGCCGCAGAACCCAACACAAACGGACAGUUUCCAUACGAAUUAUAUGAAGAGGCCAUGAAAGACUACUUUGAUCAAGUCGACACGGGUAAAAGCGCGCCGGCUAAAAGGGACACGGAGACAAAAGACGACACAGAGGUGCCCCAAAAGCAAAUGAAUGACAAAACAGCCCCGGAUUCGGUUGACCAACAAGUUCCCGAGACUAUUAAAGAAGAGGAGAAAGAGCAACACGGGAAAAAGGUUGCUGGAAUGUAG